This is a messenger RNA of Wyeomyia smithii (pitcher-plant mosquito), 2982 nucleotides long. RefSeq lists its product as uncharacterized. Gene Ontology annotation, molecular function: nucleic acid binding. Gene Ontology annotation, biological process: DNA integration. Bases 1 to 2448 code for a protein of 815 amino acids. The record is from RefSeq and is a predicted model, not a curated record. Lineage: Eukaryota; Metazoa; Arthropoda; Insecta; Diptera; Culicidae. The transcript has 2 exons.
AUGGUGCUAGGAAUGUGGUGGUGCACAUCAUCGGACGAAUUUGUGUACAAAAUUGGAUGGAAUCGUUAUAACCCUGAUCUGCUCACUGGCCGUCGUCGACCCACAAAGCGCCAAAUGCUCCAGGUCCUAAUGACGAUUUUUGAUCCUCUUGGGUUAAUCGCACACUUUCUCAUGUAUUUGAAAGUCCUUUUACAAGAAGUCUGGCGUGCAAACGUACAAUGGGAUGAAGAAAUUCCCAAUCCCUUGUUCGAGAAAUGGAGAACAUGGCUACUAGUCUUGCCUAAGGUAGAAAGCGUUAGAAUCCCACGGUGUCUUCGUACUUCGACGAUUCCCAGCGACUGCGAAGUACAACUGCAUCUUUUCGUAGAUGCAAGCGAAAAUGGAAUAGCCGCCGCUUCGUUUCUACGAUUUGAACGCGAAGGCCGUGUCUGCUGCUCUUUAGUUGCCGCAAAAACCAGGGUAGCUCCUUUGAGGUAUCACUCCAUCCCGCGACUAGAAUUGCAGGCCGCCCUUAUAGGAGCUAGACUAGCACGAACAGUAACACAAUCCCUUUCAACUCAGGAUCAUUGCAAAUCCUACUGGACUGACUCUCGCGAUGUCCUCAGCUGGAUUAACUCAGACCACCGUCGUUAUAGCACGUUUGUGGCGUGUCGAGUUAGCGAAAUUCUCGACCUCACAGAAGCACCUGAUUGGCGUUGGGUGCCGUCCAAACUGAAUGUAGCAGAUGACGGCACCAAGUGGGAGACGGAGCCAAAUAUGACCCAAGAAUCCAGAUGGUUUAGAGGCCCAGAAUUUCUCUACCUCAGUGAAAAGGAAUGGCCCAAGGAUUCCUCGAAGUCAACGCAUACAGACAAUGAACUGCGACCUUCUUUCAUGGCACAUCAUUACUCCCCUAAAACCACCCUCGUUAUCUCAGCCUUUCUGGGCUGGAGUGGGCUACGCAAUGCGGUAGCUUACGCCCAGCGCUUUAUCGCAAACUGCAAACGCAAGCAAAAUAAAAAGCCCAAAUUAAAAGGGCCACUGUCCAGAGAUGAACUCUACGCAGCUGAAGGUUUUCUGUUCCGUUUAGCUCAGCAAGAAGGUUACACCGAUGAGAUGAUCAUACUAACCAAUAAUCGCAGUGACCAAACAAAGACACUCCCGAGAAGCAGCCCACUUUAUAAAUUGUCACCAUGGAUUGACGAUCGCGGAGUGAUGCGGAUGCGCAGUCGAAUAUCCGCCUGUCACUAUGCCACCGAAGAAACUAAGAGCCCAGUAAUUCUCCCGAAACACCCUGUGACCACCCUGAUAAUUACCCACUAUCAUGAAAAAUUUCACCAUCAGAACCACGCAGCCAUAGUGAACGAACUGCGUCAACGAUUCGUGAUUCCUCGCAUUCGCGUUCAGUAUACGGCUGCAAGAAAGAGCUGCCAGCGAUGUAAAAAUGAAUCCGCGAUCCCCCAACCUCCAAUCAUGGCAGACCUUCCAGAGGAACGACUUGCUGCCUACACACUGCCCUUCACCCACGUUGGGGUGGACUACUUUGGUCCCAUGGAAGUUGUAAUCGGAAGAAGAGCGGAGAAGAGGUGGGGAAUGAUCGUUGUGUGUCAAACAACACGAGCAAUCCACAUUGAGUUAGUGAACUCGCUGAGCACCGAUUCGUGCAUAAUCGCGCUGCGAAACUUUAUGAGCCGACGCGGAACUCCCAGGACCAUUCGGAGCGACCGGGGAACCAACUUUAUUGGUGCAAGUCGAGAACUCAAAAAGCUGUAUGAGACAGUUGAUUACGACAAGGUCAUUAAAAAAUUCGUAACCGCCGAGACUAGUUGGCAUUUCAAUCCGCCUCUGGCUGCUCAUAUGGGUGGUAGUUGGGAGCGCCUAAUUCGAAGUGUGAAGAAAAACCUGACUGCCAUUUCCCCUUCACGGAAACUGUCCGAAGAAGUACUGAGAAGCCUGCUCAUGGAAGUCGAAAUGACGCUUAACUCUCGACCGCUUACGUAUGUGCCAAUCGACAAUGAAUCGUCACCCGCACUUACGCCCAACCAUUUUCUGUUGGGUUCCUCCGACGGCACGAAGCCAUUCACCUUAUUGGAUGACAGCGGAGUUUUCCUCAAGCAAAACUGGCGUACAUCUCAAGCAUUGGCCAACCAGUUCUGGAAGCGCUGGUUAUCCGACUACCUACCUGAAAUUACCAAACGGACAAAAUGGUACGUCGAUUCGAAGCCGAUUGCUCUAGACGACGUGGUGGUUAUCGUAGAUCCCAACCUGCCUAGAAACUGUUGGCCGAAAGGUAGGGUCAUUGCUACACACCCUAGCAAAGACGGUCGUAUCCGAUCAGCUACAGUAAAAACAAGAAGUGGCAUCUAUAAUCGACCCGUGACUAAACUGGCGGUUCUGGACGUUCGAUGCGGAGAGGAGCAAACCUACCAGAGGAAUGGUUUACCCGGGGGGAGUGUUGGCCAUCCCUAGCUGGCCGCGCACUCACGAUCCAGUGUGCCCCUCGAUUGAUCGAGCGAGAUCGAUUUAACACGAUCGCUUGUGACGGAUGACUGACAAGACGGUAGGUCUGUCAUCGGCUGGGUAAGUGACAAUAGAGAGUAACAAUCUAAAAGCCGAUAUAACGUGUGCUUGCAGCUCUACCACGAAAUAUAUUGUUCUUACUAUUACUAUUACUAAUACUAUUACCUAAAUACUUGCGUGAAAUUAAACAUCUAAAUACUUAAAACUAAUUAGAUUAAACUUACCUAAGUGCUUAUAGAGAUAGCCAACCUUAAACAUAACCUAGAAGAAUCUCUGUUAUCUGAUUCUAAAAAUACGGUUAAAAUUAUAAGAGGGACUAAACGUGAGUACAACUAAACUUAAUAGCCUAAUGAUCACCUUAUUAAAAAUUAAAAUCUUCACCAAUAAACAUCAGAUAGAAAUAAAAUGAAAACUUAUGUAGAUUUAGGUUAUACACGAUACACAGUUAAACAGAUUUAAAUAGGCAACAAUGUACUACAAUAU